AUGAGAGCUACCUUCUUCUUUAUAGGUGCCGCUCUUGCCACCUUCAGAGACCUCGCCUUUGGAGAUCUCAACUUUCUCCACACCACAGACACACACGGCUGGUACCUGGGCCACUUGAACCAGAAAACUUACUCCGGAGACUGGGGUGACUUUGUCUCAUUUGCACACCACCUUAAACAAAAGGCCCGACAGAACGGCCAGGAUUUGCUUCUUGUGGACAGCGGAGACCGUCACGAUGGCAAUGGGCUUCUGGACAUCACCAGUCCCAAUGGCGCCCGCUCGCUUCCGAUAUUCAUAGAACAGGACUACGAUCUUUUGACUUUGGGCAAUCAUGAGCUCUAUCUAGCAGAGAAUUCCCAGCAGGAAUACGAAAUUGUGGCGAAGCACUACGGAGAGAAGUACGUGAGCACAAAUGUGGAGUACCUUGACGGCGAAAAGUGGGUGCCAAUUGGAAACAAGUACAGGUACUGGAAGACAGAGGUCAAGGGCACCAGGGUGCUUGCACUCGGGUUUAUGUUUGAUUUUGCCAGGUACAAUGAAAAGACCAAGGUCACGCCAAUUUCCGAGGUGAUUGAGAAGGACUGGUUCCAGGAGAUCCUCGACAAGUUUCCUGCCGAAGAGGUGGACACCGUUGUGGUGGUGACCCAUGUGCCUGUGGACCGGGACUGGAACGAAUUGGCGCUUUUGCACGCCGAGCUUAGGGUUCAUUAUCCAGAGACAAAGAUAGAGUACUUCGGUGGCCACAGCCAUAUUCGUGAUUUUGUGGUUUACGACGAGAAGCUGGUGGCUCUUCAGAGUGGCAGAUUCUGUGAGACUGUGGGCUUCCUCGGGGUCAAUUUGAACGCCACAGGCAACGAGGCCUCUGAGGUUUACUCUAGACGUUACAUUGACUUCAACACAGACCUGUUCCGGUACCACUCCGGCAAGUCUGUUGAGGCUUUCGACACUAAGAAAGGCAACCACGUUAAGUCCUUGAUAGCGCUGGCAAGGAAGGACUUGGGUCUUGAUGAUGUCAUUGGCUACGUGAACAAUUCCAACUAUUACAUGGACUACGUUCCCGUGUCACACCCAAAGAAUUUGUUCAGGUUGCUUGCCAAAAAGGUGCUUCCCACACUUGAGGCAGAGAAGGGUGUGGAAACGAGCCAGGAGAGACUUAUCCUUAUCAACACUGGAUCCGUGCGGUACGAUUUGUACAAGGGCCCAUACACUUUGGACACACAUUACAUUGUAUCGCCUUUCCAGAAUAAAUGGGUCAAGGUGACGGUUCCCAAGUAUAUUGCGGUCCAAAUUACCCCCAAGUUGAACCAGGGAGGCUACAUCAUGGCUGCAGCUAGCAAGGAACCCUUAGCUCCUCCUCAUCAGACUCCAAAGGCUUUCCAGAAGCGUGAUCAGCAGGUCAUGGACUUGUCGCAGUACGAUGAUUUAGACCUCCAUGUCGAGAAGCUCACCAAAGGUUACGUCACGUACGAUGACUUUGGCAACAAGGGUGAUGACACUGUCCACAAGGCCGUGAUCAACUACCCAAUCCCCAAUGUCGUGCAAAGCGUGGAGCUCAAGCACAACGGUCGUAAGGCACCAGUGGAUGUAGUUUUCUACGAUUUCAUCACCCCCAACGUCAAGGAGGUGUUUGAGCAGCUUGGCUACCCCUUCCCAGAAGUCGAGUUCUACUCUGACCGGUACUUGGGACAGCUACUCAAUGACUACGUUGCCGAAAAUGAGAUCUAG
Messenger RNA from Candidozyma duobushaemuli, 1725 nucleotides. RefSeq lists its product as uncharacterized. Gene Ontology annotation, molecular function: hydrolase activity. Gene Ontology annotation, cellular component: cytosol. Lineage: Eukaryota; Fungi; Ascomycota; Pichiomycetes; Serinales; Metschnikowiaceae. The record is from RefSeq and is a predicted model, not a curated record. The transcript has a single exon. The coding region runs from base 1 to 1725 and encodes 574 amino acids. Gene Ontology annotation, biological process: nucleotide catabolic process.